AUGCUGUGUCCACACACCCCUCUGGCGCCACCAGCUUUCCCAGGCUUUGUUGUCCACCGUGCAGGCCCGAGAAACAGAACUGUCAAUGCCGCCCUUCUUAGAAGUGGAGAGUCCUUUAAUGUGGAUGUGAAGAAUGGAUUAUCCUUCAGUGGCAAUGUGGACGAUAUGUUCGGAUAUACUGUUCAGCAGUUUGAAAAUGAGGACGGAAAAUGGGUGCUCAUUGGUUCACCAUUGGAGGGACAACCAUCUCGCAAAACAGGAGAUGUGUAUAAAUGUUCAGUGAAAGGACAAUCGAAAUGCAUGAAGAUGGACUUGCCAAGAUAUACCACCAUUGCCAAUGUUACAGAGGUGAAAGAAAAUAUGACCAUGGGAUCAACUUUAGUAACAAAUCCUAAUGGUGGAUUUAUGGCCUGUGGACCUCUCUAUGCAUACAGAUGUGGAAGCCUGCUCUACACUACUGGAAUUUGUUCAAAUGUCAGUUCUAAAUUUCAAGUUUUAAACUCCAUCGCCCCAGGAGUGCAAGAAUGUACCACCCAGCUGGACCUGGUGAUAGUUCUCGAUGGCUCUAACAGUGUUUUUCCCUGGCACAGUGUGAACAAGUUUUUAAUAAAACUAUUGAACAAAAUGGUCAUUUCUCCUACACAAACUCAGGUUGGCAUUGUUCAGUAUGGAGAAACAGUGACUCAUGAAUUCAAUUUGAACACACACUCUUCCACAGAGAGUGCACUGGAGGCGGCCAGCAAGAUAAGACAGCUAAAAGGCAAUUUUACACACACAGCUCUGGGUAUUCAACAAGCAAGAGCAGAAGCUUUCAGUGAGGAAAGAGGUGCACGGAAAGGAGUGAAGAAAGUUAUGCUGGUUGUAACAGAUGGUGAAUCUCAUGAUGGUUAUCGAUUGCCUAGUGUCAUUGAUGAGUGUGAAAAGGAUGGCAUUGAAAGAUAUGGUGUUGCUAUUCUCGGUUACUAUAACAGAGGAAAUAUAAGUACAGAGAAAUUGAUCAAUGAGAUUAUUUCCAUUGCAAGUGAACCAAAAGAGAAACAUUUUUUUAACGUGUCGGAUGAGUUGGCUCUUUCAACAAUUGCGGAAUCAAUAGGAGAACGGAUAUUUGCUCUUGAAGCCACUACAGAACAACAGACAGUGUCGUUUGAAAUGGAAAUGUCCCAAUCUGGAUUCAGUGCUCACUAUUCUAAGGACUGGGUGAUGCUUGGUGCCGUUGGAGCCUACGACUGGAAUGGAACAGUUGUCAUGAUGAAAUCUGAUGACAAUGUCACCCCAGGAAAUAAAUCAUUUCACACAAGAUCAGAAGAUAGAAAUGAGCCUUUGGCAGCCUACUUAGGAUACACUGUAACUUCUGCUUCUGUGAAAGGAGGAGAAAUCUACAUUGCCGGGCAGCCUCGAUACAACCAUACGGGACAGGUUGUUAUUUACAAAAUGCAGGGAAGAAACAUCAAUAUAAUUGAUACAUUAAAAGGAGAACAGAUUGGAUCUUAUUUUGGAAGUGUCCUCACCACAGUAGAUAUAGAUGGAGAUACUAUCACUGACAUUCUUCUAGUUGGUGCACCAAUGUUUAUGGGAGUUGAAAAACAAGAACAAGGAAAAGUGUAUGUCUAUAGCAUUCAGGAGGAGACGUUUAAGCAUGAGAUGAGUUUGGAGCCCAUGAACCAAACCUGCAAACAAGAAGCAGAAAAUGAACCUUGUGGGGCUCGCUUUGGAACAGCUAUUGCAGCAGUGACAGAUCUCAACCUGGAUGGCUACAAUGAUGUAGCUAUAGGGGCUCCUCUAGAAGGAGAUCACAGAGGAGCUGUGUAUAUUUAUCAUGGAAGUGGAAAAAUGAUAAAAAGGGACUAUGCUCAGCGUAUUCCAUCAGGUGGAGAUGGGAAAAAAGUAAAAUUUUUUGGUCAGUCUAUUGACGGUAAAAUGGACUUGAAUGGUGAUGGACUGACGGAUGUAACGAUUGGAGGUCUUGGAGGAGCCUCUUUGUUUUGGUCUCGAGAUGUUGUAGAAGUGAGAGUAGCAAAGGAUUUCACGCCAAACACCAUCAACAUGGAAAAAAAGAAUUGUAGGAUUAACAACAAAGAUACUGUGUGCAUCCAGGCAUCGUUUUGCUUCAAUAUAGACCUUAAAUCUGGUGUUAGCAAGCAGGAAACAUUUGAGCUGGAGUACAAAAUCACACUUGAUUCGCAUCGUUUUGUAUCCCGAAGUCUUUUCACAAAUACCAACGGAAGGGAUGUACAAGGUGUAGUCUCUCGAAGUGGCGAAUGUGUAAACCUCGAAUUCUAUAUGGUGGAAAGGCCAGAUUUUUUGAAUUCUGUGAAUAUUUCUGUUGAGUUCAAUUUUAAAGAUCCAGAAGAAGGCCCAGUUCUCAGCAAUGAACAUCCAAGAAUCGUAAAUGCUUAUAUCCCAUUUACAAUGGACUGUGGUACUCAUAAAAUAUGCAUCGGUGACCUUGUUCUAGAUGCUCAAUUAAGUGUGGAUGAGCAAAGCAUUGAUGAGAUGAUUGUACAGCAUGGCAAGGACAGAUUUAAUGUCACUAUCACUCUGAGGAACGGUGGUGACAGCGCUUAUAAUUCGAGGGUAGUAAUGAAAUAUACUCCCAACAUUAUACGGGCUAAAACAGAGGAUAAGCCAGGAGUAAGUUGUGAUGAAUCUGGUGAGGACUUUGUAUGUAAGGUCGGAUACCCCUUUUUAAGGAAGAAUGAGAAGAUCACUUUCACAGUAACAUUCCAAUUCAAUGUAUCACACCUCCUGGAUAAAGCGUCCAUAUUUAUUAAUGCAACAAGUGACAGUGAUGAGUUGCUCAAAACCUUACAUGACAACAGAAAGGACCUUACCUUUUCAGUUAGAUACCAAUCCGGACUCACCUUCACUGGAUCUGCAAAAGAAUUCCACAUUAUUAUUGCUGCCAAUGACUCCAUACCUGCUCAGAUUAAUUCCACUGAUUUCAUCGGGCCGGACGUCAAUCUGAAUGAUAUG
Messenger RNA from Nanorana parkeri, 2973 nucleotides. RefSeq names its product integrin subunit alpha 1 (gene ITGA1). Gene Ontology annotation, cellular component: external side of plasma membrane; integrin complex. Lineage: Eukaryota; Metazoa; Chordata; Amphibia; Anura; Dicroglossidae. Gene Ontology annotation, biological process: cell-cell adhesion; cell-matrix adhesion; integrin-mediated signaling pathway. Gene Ontology annotation, molecular function: integrin binding. The record is from RefSeq and is a predicted model, not a curated record. The annotation marks the transcript as partial. The transcript is spliced from 24 exons.